GAGAACACUCUGACGAUCCUCUGGUCGCUAUGCACAGCUGUGUUUGUCUGUGGAGGCAUGAUAGGUUCCUUCGUUGUUGGUUGGCUAGCUGAUAAGCUGGGCAGGAGAUUCACUCUGAUGUUGAAUGCCGGGCCAGCCAUCUCGGGGGCACUGAUUAGUUUCGGCUGCGUGUAUGCUGGGUCGCCUGCUCUUCUGCUCGUUGGACGGUUCAUCACUGGCCUCAGCUGCGGUCUGUUUAGUUUUGAGAGCCCUUCAAUAAUAAAAUAUUUUUAUAUGUCCGGCUCCAUGGGUACCUUGUCUGCAAUGUUCAUUUCAGUUGGCACCGUUGUGAGUAGUUUUCUUGGAAUGAAAAUUUUUCUUGGGAUUGAAAACAAAUGGCCAAUAUUGCUGAUUCUGAAUGCAGUACCUGGUUUGGUCAGUUUGUUCACCUUCCCUUUCCUACCUGACAGUCCAAGGUUCUUAAUGGCAGCUAAAAAGGACAAAAACAAAGCCAAAGAAGCUUUGAAAUGGCUUCGUCGACGAGAAGACAUUACGAAUGAAAUCGAAGAGAUGGAGAAAGAAUCAAGAAACCAAGGUGAAGAGUGCAGCCUAUCGAAAAUGUUCCGAGCUCGAGAACUUUUUGUUCCAUUAAUCAUAUGUUUGGCACUUCAAAUAAUUAAAUCUUUUUCCGGCAUAACUGCCAUCCUGUUCUACUCUGCAAGCAUAUACUUAAACGCUGGAGUUGCAGUCGAUGUUGUUCAAUAUGCCAAUUUGGGAACAUCAUUUGUCACCGUCGUCACUGGAAUUGUUAUGAUACCCUUGAUGGACAGACUGGGUAGAAGAAUUUUGUUACUAGGGCCGAUGCUUGGCAUGAUUCUCACGCUGAUCGUCCUCACUGUGGCGCUCAAUUUGAAGUCGAGAUAUCCUUUCAUGAACUACCUGAGCAUCGCCUGCAUCAUCAUCUACGUCGUUCUGUUCGCCUGCGGACUGGCCUCCAUUCCGAGCAUGAUCCCAGUCGAGGUCUUCAGACAGGGUCCAAGGGCCAGAGCAAUGAGUUUGGCCGGGUUGGCCAGCUGGAUAUCGAAUGCUAUUGUGGCUAUGUGUUUUGAGAUUGUUCAAGCAGCCACUAAAGAAUUCAUCUUCCUCAUCUUUAUCGUCAUCAUGAUUGCUUCUACAAUUUUUGUCUACUUGAAAGUUCCCGAGACAAAAAAUAAGACAUUCGAUGAAAUUGCAAGUCAGUUUAAAAGUGCAUCCAGAGAAAGUAAUGGUGAGAUAAGAACAGUUGUUGCCUGA
This is a messenger RNA of Helobdella robusta, 1272 nucleotides long. RefSeq lists its product as hypothetical. The record is from RefSeq and is a predicted model, not a curated record. Gene Ontology annotation, molecular function: hexose transmembrane transporter activity. The transcript has 9 exons. Gene Ontology annotation, biological process: monosaccharide transmembrane transport. Gene Ontology annotation, cellular component: membrane. NCBI's taxonomy places the organism in Eukaryota, Metazoa, Annelida, Clitellata, Rhynchobdellida, Glossiphoniidae. The annotation marks the transcript as partial.